Hansenula anomala is the source of this 1389-nucleotide messenger RNA. Its product is annotated as putative Xaa-Pro dipeptidase. Lineage: Eukaryota; Fungi; Ascomycota; Saccharomycetes; Phaffomycetales; Wickerhamomycetaceae. The transcript has a single exon. Gene Ontology annotation, molecular function: manganese ion binding; metalloaminopeptidase activity. The coding region runs from base 1 to 1389 and encodes 462 amino acids. The record is from RefSeq and is a predicted model, not a curated record.
AUGCCAAUUCCAAAGAAAUAUCCAGCAAGACAACAUGCUCUUAAUGUUAAAACUCAUUUGAAAACCAAGAUUCCAAAUCUAUCAAAUCAUGCAUUAUUUUUAAGUGGAUCAAUUCAAGAAUCUGAUAAAUAUAGUGAUUCUGCAAAACCUUUUAAACAAGAACGUUAUUUUUAUUAUUUGUCUGGUUGUAAUAUUCCAGGCUCUCACGUUUUUUAUGAUUUGAACAAAGAGGAAUUGGUUUUAUUCUUGCCAGAAGUUGAUCAAGAUGAUGUUAUGUGGUCAGGAUUGCCAUUAUCAAUAAAAGAAGCUGAAGAAAAAUUCAAUGUUGAUAAAGUUGUUUAUGAAACUGAAAUUGAUUCAUAUCUAACAAAAUAUGAUAUUAAUUUAACUCCAGAUAUCAAUGCAGCCAACAAGCAAUAUAGAAAUUUUUUGGAAAGUGAUGAUAAGAUAUUAUUCUAUGCAUUGGAUGAAUCAAGAUUGAUUAAAGAUGAUUAUGAAAUUGCAUUAAUGAGAAAAGCUGCCAAAAUAACAGAUAAUUGUCAUUUAGCAGUCAUGUCUGCAUUACCUAUUGAAACCAAUGAAACUCAUAUCCAUGCAGAAUUUGUUUAUCAUGCAAUUCGUCAAGGUUCAAAACAUCAAGCUUAUGAUCCAAUUUGUUGUUCUGGUCCAAACUGUGGUACUUUACAUUAUGUUAAAAAUGAUGAUGAGUUAGGUACAAAGCAAAGUAUCUUGAUUGAUGCAGGUGCAGAAUGGGAAAAUUAUGCAAGUGAUGUUACAAGAUGUUUCCCAAUCACUGGUGAAUGGACUAAAGAACACCUUGAGAUUUAUGAAGCUGUUAGAGAGAUGCAAUUUAAAACUAUGGAAUUGAUUAAACCAGGUGUGGAGUGGGAUGAAUUGCAUUUGUUAGCUCACAAGAUUCUUAUUGAAAAAUUUUUAGAAUUGGGAAUUUUCAAAGGUGAUAAGCAAGAAAUUUGGGAAAGUGGUGUUAGUGCAACUUUCUUCCCUCAUGGUUUAGGUCAUUUAUUAGGUAUGGAUACUCAUGAUGUUGGUGGAUAUCCAAAUUAUGAUGAUGCUGAUGAAAAAUUAAGAUAUUUAAGAUUAAGAAGACCAUUACAAAAGGGAAUGGUUGUUACUGAUGAACCGGGUAUUUAUUUCUCACCAUUCUUAAUUGAAGCAGGCUUUAAAGAUGCUAAUAAGAAGAGAUUCGUUGAUGAACAAGUUAUGAAGAAGUAUUUACCAGUUGGAGGUGUUCGUAUUGAAGAUGAUAUUUUGGUUACAGAAACUGGGUUUGAAAACUUUACUGGUAUCACCAGUGAUCCGACUGAAAUCUCCAAGAUUGUGAAAGAUGGUAUUGCUAAAGGUCGUUCAUACUUCCAUAAUGUUGUAUAA